AUGGACAUGCUCAACGAAUCCGCGGUGAAUUUGGACACCGGUAUCGAUGCAUUCGAUGGGGAGUGCAACGUCGAAGAUAUUGAUGACGAGGAUGAGGAUGAGGGUGACGAGGAGGAGGUGGUUGAGGUUGAUCCGGCUGCCGCCAGUUCUUCGUCGACGCCGAAGCCACGCACGGCGAACUACAUCGAGAUCGAAGACGCCAUCUUGGUCCGUGCUUGGAGCAAGGUGGGGAUGGAUGCGUGCACCGGAGUGGACCAAGGCGGCAAGCGCUAUUGGCAGCGCAUUGAGGAUCUGUACCACCAGCUGAAGCCUCGCACCAAGAGCAUGGCCGACAGAUCCUACCGCUCCCUUGAAGGCCGAUGGAACAUAAUCAAACCAGCUUGUUCUCGUUGGAGUGCUGCCAUGGAUCAAGUGGCCGACAACCCCCCUAGUGGAUGUGUGCCGGAGGACUAUCCCAAGUAUGCUCAAGCACGGUACAAGGACAUGGCCGGCUCCAAGAACAAGAAAUUUCAAUUUCAUCAUUGCUUUUCCAUUCUUCAACAUCUUCCUAAGUGGAAGUUAAGGGACAACGAGCCAAAGUGCAAGAAGGAGGCACUGCUCACCAUGGAUGAUGAAGCGGAGGACAUGAGUGGGAGAAACGCCGGCAAGCCCGAGGGCAACAAGAAGGCCAAGGAGAGGAAGAAGGAGGUGAAGCUUGCCAAGGUGCAAGCAAGGCGGGAAGAUGCCAAGUUGAAGGCCGAGCUUGACAUGAAGAUGAUCGCACUCAAAGAAGCCAAGGCCAUGAAGGAGCUCUUGGCCGAUGAGAGGGAUAUCAUGAUGAUGCGCACCGACGGCAUGGACGAGGAUCAGCUGGCGUGGUGGAACGAGACGAAGGCGGACAUCAUAGCGAGGAAGAAGGCUGCGCGUGAAGCUCGUGAGGCAAGUGCUCAAGCUUACCUGCUUGUUCCAGCAGGUAACUGCGCUCUCGCGCUCGCCGAUAUCAACCUGCAGUUCUAUCCUCACCAGAUGCGGCAUGCUGCAGUAGAGAUGUAA
Lolium perenne is the source of this 1032-nucleotide messenger RNA. Lineage: Eukaryota; Viridiplantae; Streptophyta; Magnoliopsida; Poales; Poaceae. The record is from RefSeq and is a predicted model, not a curated record.